CUCGGAUGGAGGGCAUUUGCUGGCCAUGUAAUGAGGAAAAGGAAGUCCCGGGGAUCAAGCCCCUCCUUGCCCAGGAGGAGAAAACCAUGCAGCGCCCAGAGGCUGGGAAGCCUAUCAUCAAAUUCAACCACUGUCAGAAGUACAUCUACAGCUUCAGCGUGCCGCCAUGCUGCCCCCUCUGCCGGCAGGACGUGGGCUCCAGGAAGCUGGAGGAAGCACCUGUCAGCAUCCCUAAUCCGUUUACCGAUGGGCAUCAAGAAGAGUGUUCAUUCCUCCUCAGACCAACUCAAGGGACGUUUCUUAGGGAGUAUGACGGAAGGUCUGAUCUUCACGUGGGGAUAACCAACACAAAAGGAGUCGUGUAUAAUUACGCGGUGCACGGUGUCCAGCGAGACGAAGCGGGCUGGGAGCAGAGUGUGAGCGUCCCGCUCCUGCAGCCCGGCAUGUUCGGACUGAGGGACCAGUGGGACCAGUACCUGGAAGACUUCUCCACCACGGGGGCCUGGCUGCCUCACAGGUACGAAGAAGACCACCACAACUGCUACAGCUACGCCCUCAAGUUCAUUAACUGCGUCCUGGCCACAGAGGGCGAGGAGCGGCUGGACCGGGACGAGUUCACGGAGAAGUUCGUGAUCCCGAGGACGAGGAAGGCUUCCAAGUACAUCACGCUCUACCGCAUGAUAGAAGAGCACGGCUUCUACGUCAUCGACCCCCCUGGUCCCCAGACAAGCCCAGGUCCGGGAAGCGGUUCGUGCUGAGCGCGCAUCGCGCCUGAGAGCAGACAGGCAGUGAUGUCUGGGGGUUCCUGCCUGGAACAGCUACUGGGCCUCUACGCGUCUUAAACUGUGGUUAAUAAAAAAGAGUUAUGGCUUCCCUUU
Messenger RNA from Eubalaena glacialis (North Atlantic right whale), 878 nucleotides. RefSeq names its product MKRN2 opposite strand (gene MKRN2OS). The transcript has 4 exons. The coding region runs from base 6 to 758 and encodes 250 amino acids. The record is from RefSeq and is a predicted model, not a curated record. NCBI's taxonomy places the organism in Eukaryota, Metazoa, Chordata, Mammalia, Artiodactyla, Balaenidae.